CUGUGAUCUGAUACGACUGUUUCUCUGAAACGAGUUGAGACUGAAGUCAAUCAGGAAUGAGGGCUGCCAUCAUCAUCAUCAUCAUCAUCAUCAUCAUCAUCAUCACUCUCUGCCUGAUUUCAGGUCAGGUACUUUGUUUCAGUGUGUUUGGCUGCACUGGAGGGAGUGUAAUGUUCAAGUGCAUGUACAAGUCUAAUGAUCAGCAUAAAGAAAAGUAUUUCUGCAGAAACACAGACUGUACGACAGGAAUCAGUACUGAGACUCAGCGCCAAUGGGUUUAUAAUGGGAGAUUCAAUCUGUAUGAUGAUGAAAACAGCAGAUUCUUCACAGUGUUUAUCAGGAACCUCAGCAGAGAGGAUGAUGGGGAAUAUACAUGUGGAAACAAGCAGAAAUGGAGUCAUGAUGUUACAUUAGUGGUGAACAGAAACUCUUCUUCUUGUGGGACGUCUGUUAUCCGAUCUGCACGUAUUGGACAAACAAUCACUUUCCACUGUAAAUAUGAUCAUAAGUUUAAAACACACACCAAAGUCUUCUACAGACUGAACGUUGGUCCUGUCCAUGUGCUGAACAGCUCACAAUCAUCACAAUCAUCUGAGGGGAAGUUCAUCCUGUCUGACAGUCAGAAAGAUCAUUUUAAUGUGACCAUCAGAGACAUUUCUACAGCAGACAGUGGAGUUUAUUUAUGUGGAGUGGAGAGACACGAAUCAGAUGAUCAACCUUCAGAAACAUCAAUUACUCACAUCACCUUCAUUAAAGAGAUUCAUCUGAAUGUUCAGAGUCAAAUAAGUUCAGUUCAGGUUGAGGCCUACAUCAGUAAAUCAGUCUUCAUCAAGUGUAAAUUUCCACAGAGAUUCAAAGGAAACAAGAAAUUCAUCCAGAAAGAUUCAUCACAGAAGAUCCCUGUUGAUGAACAGAAUCAAUGGGUCCGUCAUGAUAAAGUGCACAUGUAUGAUGAUACCAGUGGAGGACUUUUGAAGGUUUUUAUCAGUGAUUUAAUCACAGCUGAUGAAGCGACGUACAGGUGUGGAGUGAAUAUCAAUAAUGAUGAAGAUCUGUUCACUGAGAUCAAACUGACAGUCAGACAAGUUGAUCAUUUUCCUGCAUCAAGCAAAUCAGCUGCUGUUAUUGGUGAAAGUGUGAAACUCACCUGUAAUUACCCUGAGAAACACAACGAGACCAUCAAACACAUCUGCAAAGAGAACAACGAGAAGAUCUGUCAAAAUAUCAGUUCAUCAGAGAAGAAGCGCUUUGAGUUUUCUGACAGUACAGCAGGAGUUUUUACAGUGAUCAUCAGUAAUGUGAGCUGGAGAGAUGCUGGAGUUUACUGGUGUGGAGCAGAAACCAAACACAAACAUGUGACUUCUGUUUCUCUCACCAAUAAACAUGAACUAACAUUAACCUUGCCUCCAGUGGUCGGACGUGAAGGAGAUUCAGCUGAGAUCAAAUGCCCUUAUGAUGCAAAAUAUUCAAAAGAAUUAAAACAUCUGUGCAAAGGAAAAUGUUUCACUCCAGAUGCUCAAAAUAUCAUUCAAUCAAAUGGAGAUUAUUUUAUAAGCCCAACGAUUUUAAUAAAGGACAACACUGAACUCAAUCUCUUCACUGUGAUCAUGACUGAGCUGAGAGCAGAGGAUGCUGGGAAAUACUGGUGUGCAGUAAAAGGCGCGUUUAAUCUUCCCAUUGAGCUCAUGAUCGUCAUGAAGGACGUGAUCACUCAUGAGGCGUCUGUCGGAGGAUCAGCGUCCAUCAGCUGUAAAUACAUCAGGAAUCAAAAUCAGGGUUUUUUCUGUAGAGGAGAUCAGCCCAAUAUCUGCGUCAGAGACGGAGUUCGUGUUUCAUCAAAUAAGAGAACGAAUAACGUAUUUUCUCUGACUGAUGAAACCUCUGCUGGAGUCUUUACUGUGAACAUCAGCAAUCUGAGAGCAGAGGAUUCUGGGAAAUACUGGUGUGCAGAGGAGAAUUCUGGGUCCUUCAUACUCACUGAAGUUCAUCUACAUGUGAACGGAGAAAUGACUUCAUCUGACACCAAAAGGGAAACAACCCAGAAAACAGAAACGUCUGGUUCCUUUUGUCAGAAGAGUCUCUCUUAACCAAGGACCAGAUUCACUCUGAUCACACCAUGGUCAUUUACCACAUCAUGCCACUGUUAUUACUGUAUAAUAUUGUUGUUUUUGUUGUUGUUUUCACCUUCUCAUUGGUGCAAUUCAUGCUCUUCUGUAAAUAUCUGCUUUCAGAAAUCACAAUUAGACUUUUGUCUAAAAAAAAAAAAAGAAACUUGUCUGAAAAACUGCAAAAAUAAUUCAGUUUGAUCGAGUUACUGAGCAGCUGGUGACACCUACAGGUCACUGUUACACUGUAAAAAAUAAAGAACAGAAUUUGUUGAGUCAGCUUAAAAUAAUUUGUUACCCUACUGCCUUAAAAUUAUAAGUUCAGUCAACUAAAAUAAGUUUGGUCAACUUGAAAUGUUAAGUUGUACUAAGUAACAACUUAGAUAUUUGUGUUUGCUAAACUUAACAGAUGGGUAAGUAACCUAGCUGCCUUAAAAUUUUAAGUUGAUUCAACUCAAACAUCUAAGUUGUCACUUAGUAUAAUUUAACAUUUCAAGUUGAAUAAACUUUUUUUGAGUUGACUGAACUUAAAAUUUUAAGGCAGCCAGGUUACAAAUGAUUUUAAGAUGACUCAACAAAUUGUUUUUUACAGUGUAGGAAAAAGCUGAAAUAUUCCUGUGACUGUUUUUGUUGUACAGCUUUCUAGAUGGAAACGUUUGCUUUUUGUCCUUAAAAAUGUGUGUCUCCUGUAAAGCGAAAGACAAAAAAAAAAAAAAAAAAAAAAAAAAGGUCAAAUAGUUGCCAGUACAUGGUGCCAAACAGAAACCUUAAAUUUAGUUGUCACAGUUCGGUAUGUACCUCGGUUCGGGAGUCACGGUUCAAUAUGAUUUCGGUACAACAGGAAAAGAACAACAGAUCUACUAUGCUUGCUAUGCUAGGUUUCUUUUCUUCUUUUAAGUAACUUUAUACACCUUUGUCACUGAGAGACACGUUUAAAAUCAGCAAAUUAAAUUUGUAAAUGAAGAGUUGCAUUACUGCGGGCGCCCCCUUCUGGAUUGAGGGUGAAUUGCCUGUAUUUGUUAUAAGGCCUCAUGUACCGAACCGAGAUGCCCGUACCGUGACGGUUCGGUACCAAUACAUGUAUCGUUACACCCCUAAUAUAUAUGUGUGUGUUUCAAAAUCCAGACAAUACCUGUAAGGUAACAGUUAAAAAAGAAAAAAUAGGAUGUUGAUGUUGUACCUUAAUUUUACAGUUUUUGUUUGCCAGCUGCUUAGAAAUACAAUGACCAAUUAGAGGCGUUCAGAUCAGUCAUCGCUGAAACUCAUCAGUUUUGUUUAGUGCGUGCAACUCUUAAAUUCUCUGAUCAUAAACAACAAAGUGCAGAUGUAAACAAAUUAAAGUAAGGGAUCCCUUACUGAUCCCUAACAUUUGAGUGGUAUAGUGUAAAUUGCCAUUGCCAUUGUAAAAAUUACUUCCUCUUUUAACUGUAAUGAAAGUAUGAUACAGUACACACUUUGGCUCUUCCGGUCUGGCAGUAUGAAAGAAAACCAGAGGGCAUUUUUUUCCUCUAUAUACAUUUCUGCAAACCUGAAAAUUGUACCUAUAUGUAUGAAUCACUGCAGUUUCCAGGCAGUAAAACUUUUAUUCCUUUUCACACACAGUAUGUGUUAAGUCAAACUAAAAUCAAUGAAAAAAAUAAUAUCAAUAAAUCGUCAGCCAAUCAGAGCGAGAGGCGGGAGGAAAGGAAUCUACGUUUCAUGAGGCGGCGCGGACGCGACUUCUCAGUUGAAACCGAAAGCUAAGGCAACUUCUCUGCUGAGAUCAAAGGCUGGACGAAAGGAAAGUGCACAAACGCUUAAACCAUCAUCAUAUCCCGGAGUGGCAGCCGGUGAGAACUUUAAUUUCGAUUCAGUAAACCGAUGGAUGUGACUGUUGUAGCGGCAGAUGCCGAGUGAGUUCGUGACGCAGCAAAAAAUGUCUGUGCUCGGCACGGAGAGAUUUCGAGGCCAUACUGUGUUUAUCUGCUCAUUGUUUAGCUAUUUCAAGUCAAAUGUAGUUUAGUAUAGCGAAUAGAAAUGUCACUAAGUUACAUGUGUUUUGAUUUGCACAUCUUUCUUUGUGUUUGCGAUCGCUGAUAGAAUGACGAUAGUAUUUGAUUUAUUUUUGAAGUUCGUGUGUGACUAAUCUGAUCGUUAAAAUCAUAUACAUGUAAUGAAACUGGAUGCAAGUACAUUUUCUAAACUAUGCUGCAGAUCGCACUCUAAAAAGUGUACUUUAGUAUUAAAUAAUGAAGCUGAACAAUGCUGUAUGUUAAAAGCAGAUACAAAGAAUCAGAAUAACAAGCAGUGGUUGUUUAACAAGUUUAUUUUGGAAUUUAUUUACGUAUGUUAUAUUUUUG
Molecule: messenger RNA, 4444 nt
Organism: Labeo rohita (rohu)
Lineage: Eukaryota; Metazoa; Chordata; Actinopteri; Cypriniformes; Cyprinidae
Product: polymeric immunoglobulin receptor
Exons: 9
Coding region: 57-2087 (676 amino acids)
Source: RefSeq, a predicted model, not a curated record